GCGGCUCAGCGCCUCGCCCGAAUUCGGAGCGCCGUGCGUUCAUUGCUGCAUUGCCAGAAUGAAGUGCCAGGUGAUCCUGGCGUUGCUGCCAGUGCUGGUGCUGGCAGCGCUGGAGUCGCCGGCCAAGAAGGUGGUGCUCUUCAUCCAGGAGCUUCAAGAAGAGAUCAAGGCCGACAUGGCGAAGGAGAAGGCCUCUUUCGAGACCUUUGCCGCCUGGUGCGAUGAGACCACAAAGGCGGCGAAAGAGAACAUCAAGACAGCGGAGGAGACGAUCGAGAGCUGCAGCCGCAGGAUCGAGGCGCUCUCGGGCUUCGAGGCCGCCGGCGGGGCGGAGAUCGCCAACGCCGAAAAGAACGUGGUCGAGACCGGCAAGCGCUUGGAGGAGGCGGCGGCCAUGCGGGCGAAGGAGAAGAAGGCCUUUGAGGCUUCCAAGGAGGAGCUGGAGGCGUCUCUCCAGGCCAUGACAGAGGCGCUCAAAGAGUUCAGCGAGGAUGGCAGCGCCUUCCUGCAGCGGCGAAGCCAGGGCACCGGUGCUCUUCGUCGGAUGCUGCAGCUGAACAUUGUCAGCAGCAAGGUGCCAAUCCAGGACCUCCAGCUGCUCAGCGCCUUUGCCCAGAGCGGCGAUCUUUCGCUGCUUCAGGGCGCGGGUGUCGGCGGCGGCAUGGGGCAGGUGAUUGGCGUCCUCAAGACCACCAAGACCGAUUUCGAGGAGGAGUUGAAGGAGCUCCUUGCAGAGGAGGAGGAGAAGAGCAAAGUGCACGGCAAGAUGAUGGGCUCCUUGCAGAAGGAGCAGAGCGACUUGGAGACUUUCCUCCUGGAGCAGAAGAGCAACAACGGGAACUCUGCGAAGGAGUUGUCAGAGAAAAAGACUUUGCGCGACGAGACCACUGCACAGCUGAAGGCGGACAAGGAGCUGUUGACGAGCACAGAGGAUACCUGCAAGGAGAAGACCUACCAGUUCAACGACAGGAAGAAGCUGCGAGAUCAGGAGCUGAAAGGCGUGAAGCAGGCGCUGGAGCUCCUCACCAGCGACGAUGCCCAAGCUGCCUUCCAGGGCUCCGCCGCGGUGUCCUUCGCACAGCUGCGGCAGCUGAGACACCACGACCAGCGUCGCGAGAAGGCGCUUCAGGCCCUCCAGGCGACCGCGACGAAGUCUCGCAGCCUGGCGGUGGCCAAGAUCGCCGCGGAGCUCUCUACCGGGGGCGUCUUCCGGAAGGUCAUCAUGCAGAUCGACACGCAGAUCGGAGCUCUGCAGGCGGAGGAGAAAGAGGACGUGGAUCACAAGGAUCGGUGCCUGAAGCAGAUGGCCGCCUCCGAUGAGACUUUGUCAUUGCUGGAGGACAGCAUCACCAAGGCUGGCGUGAAGAUCGGGCGCAUGGAGGGCCAGGCGGGGGAGAUUCAGAAGGAGCUGGACACGCUGAAGGCUGAGAUCAAGGAGACUGGGAAGGACAUCGUGGAUCGCCAAGAGUCCCGCGACAAGGAGCGUGAAGAGCACUUGGCGGCGCUGAAGCACGAUCAGGAUGCGCUGGUUCUCAUGGACAACGCUAUGGAGCAGAUCACCAAGUUCUUCAAGGACAACAAGGUGGACGUGGGCGCCUCCCUAAUCCAGCGCCACCAAAGUGGAAAGCCGGGCGCGAUGCCGGACGCUGGCUUUGAGGAUGCGGACUACCAGGGCCAGAAAGACUCCACCAAGGGUCUGGUCGCUAUGAUGCAGAUGGUCAAAGAGGACCUGGAGGCGGAGAUCGAGAACGGCAAAGCGCAGGACACAGAGAACCAGGCGCUCUAUCAGAAGGACUACGCCGCGCUGAAGGAGUUGCUGGACACCCAGAAGCAGCAGCAGCUGACCGCCACCAAGGCGCUGGCCGACCUGAAGGAGGACACGGAGGGAAAGAAGGAAUUCCAGGAUGACAAGGCUGCUGAGAAGAAGUCGGAAGAGAAGAACAAGGAGAACUUGCACGCGGACUGCGCCUGGGUGAAGACCAACUUCGACUCCCGCAGGGAGAAGCGGCAGGCCGAGAUCCAGGGCUUGGUGGAAGCCAAAGGCCUCCUGGCCGCCGUGUGAGCCGCGUUAGGCCGUUAGGCGCGAGGGAAAACCCCGGCGCCGGUGGGGCAAAAGAAGGUCUGUGC
Effrenium voratum is the source of this 2127-nucleotide messenger RNA. The record is from the annotation of a GenBank genome assembly. NCBI's taxonomy places the organism in Eukaryota, Dinophyceae, Suessiales, Symbiodiniaceae.